GACCUUUGGUCUCUUGGAAGGUGUUUUGGCUGUGCGUGCUGCCGGUACUCGUUACGGCCGUGUUCCUCUUCAGCAUCUUCGGCCCUUGGUAUGUGUCGAGCGGCCUCGGUGGCAUCAUUCUUCUUUACCUCGUCAUCGAGGUGACGAUCAUCCUCUUUUUCAAGAACCACUUCCAGCUCUGGGCGCUCCAGCGGCCCUGGAACCUCCUCGCUCGCCUCCUUUUGCCACCGGUAGAGAUCGUCGACAGUAUCUCAGCCGGCAACACGAACAAUGCGAUGAUCACCUAUCGCAACUGGGGCACCAACUUCUGCGCCUCCGGACAGGUCUGGCUGGGCAGCCACGCCGAUGUGACGAAGGCCGUGCAGAAUCCGCAGGGUCGAAGUUUCUGGCUGGGGGAGCACCCCUUGCUGCCCAGCUCCUUGCCCCAAGGGGAGUCCGGCCGCUGUGUCUUCCUGCUGAGCCUCUCAAGCAAGGCUGCCGGGGGCACCGGGGAUCACGAGGCCUUCCGGAAGUGCGUGGUGGACACCUUGUUGAACGAGGCCUCCGUGGCCAGGGAGUCCGAUGCGAUCUCCCAGCAACUUAUGGAGCAGUGUGCCGAGGACUUCAUGAAGCAGGAUGCCGGCUUCGAUUUCUACUACGGGGCUGACGGUGGCAACCAGGGCUUCUGGACGAAGUAUCUGCACCAUGUGCUCUUCGGGUUGGACAUUCAAGACAAGGAGGUGAUGAGCAGCCUGAAUGCCUUCUACACGGGACAGCUUGGCCUGAUGCACUAUCUGGACCCCAUGGGACAUUUCUUCUCACAACACGAAAAGAUUGCAAAGGUUGCCGACCUCUACGAGGCGUCACCCGCCUUCAGCAACUUCGAGGUCAAGACUGAGUACAACAACAUGACUGCCAAAGAGCUGGCCCUGCUGAUGUCAAGCAUCAUCCGAAUUGCUGGCGUUCAGGGCUCUCGCAUGUUGACCUGGUUCUGCACCUCGGGGGUCAAGUACGGCAAUCUUCAGAUCGAUGCCCGGACCGUUUGGGACUCCCUGGACCUGGAGGACGAGGACGAAGUCUUGAGGUACGUCCUCGAAGUCGCUCGCCUCUCCCCUCCCGUCACGGUCUCCCACCAUGUCGCCACGGAGCCCUUCAAAUGUGAGAUUGCCAGCCGGAGCUACAGCUUCCCCAAGGGCACCAAGGUCGCCAUCCCCUUGGUCUUUGCCAACAUCGAUCCCAAUGUCUGGGGGAAGGACGUCUGGGAGUUUAACCACAAAAGGCCAGGCCUAAAGGAGAACCACACCGGCUUCAACUCUGUAAAUGGCCUGGGGCCUCGCGAGUGUCCGGGCAAAGGCUUGGUUCUCAGGAGCAUGGUUCGCCUGCUGCAGGUCAUCGGAAAGAAGAAGAGGCAGCCAAGCACCAGUCCGCAAAGCGUUUGA
Messenger RNA from Symbiodinium necroappetens, 1418 nucleotides. NCBI's taxonomy places the organism in Eukaryota, Dinophyceae, Suessiales, Symbiodiniaceae. The record is from the annotation of a GenBank genome assembly.